AUGCAGUUCCUUUGGAAGGGUCAAGUUAAUAGCAGAGGUCUUUCUCUUGUUAAUUGGAGGACCGUGGUCACUCCAAAGAAAUUUGGUGGACUGGGUGUUAGAGAUCCUGCGUGUGACAAGCCUUGGGUUGUUCUAUUGAGGUUGAAGUAUCUGAGGAAUGAGAGAAUUUUAGAUGGCCCUAUCCCUUGCAACGCUUCUCAUGUUUGGAAGAGUAUCUCAAAGGCUUUUGAUGGUCAAUGGAAUCUCCAUGAUGUUUUCUCUAACAUUUCAGAAGAUGUCAAACAGCAUUUGAAUGCUUAUAAUCCGGAUUUGGAUGCUGGAGAGAGUUCGGGUUGGUCGUGGGGUGUGGUAUCUUCUAGACUCUACUCAGUUAGGAGUGGGUACAGUUGGCUAACCAAAAGAAAGUUUGACUGGAAUGAGCGUGAUAAUUGGUUGUGGGUAUGGCGACUGCAUAUUCCUAAGAAGUACAAGUUCUUGAUUUGGCUCAGUCUUCAUAACGCUAUUCCUACGGCAAAGUUUCGUUUGAGUCGUGGCUUAACUUUAUCUAGCACUUGUCAUCGGUGUCAAAAUGGUUUUGAAUCCAUUCUUCAUUGUCUUCAUGAGUGCCCUAGUGCCAAGGAGGUCUGGAACCUUUUAGGCCUGUAUUCAGAUAACUCGGAUUUACGUGAUUGGCUCUACAGAGGUACAAGGAGUGGAGAUGUUUUUCUUUUCUUUUCGACCAUCUGGUUUCUUUGGAGAAGCAGGAAUCAUAACUUAUUUAAUACAGAUGACUCUUGGAGUGCUAGUAAAGUGGUGAGUUUGAUUCGUAGUUCAGUAAGGGAGUUCCACCCUAUUUUUGCUAUGCAUCAAUCUUUGUCUCCUCCUUCGCUUUGUUUGCAUUGGGUUCCACCUCCAAUUCAUUCUGUUAAAUUGAAUUGCGAUGCUAGUUAUUUUGCUCCUUUUGGCUAUGCUGGUUUUGAUUGUAUCAUUCGCAAUUCUGAUGGAUGUUGGUUGAAAGGUUGUACUGGAAAAAUUGAAGUGUGCAGUAUUUUUUUGCUGAAUUGUAUGCGAUUUGGAGAGGUUUAUUUCUAG
Arachis ipaensis is the source of this 1071-nucleotide messenger RNA. The record is from RefSeq and is a predicted model, not a curated record. Lineage: Eukaryota; Viridiplantae; Streptophyta; Magnoliopsida; Fabales; Fabaceae.